This is a messenger RNA of Closterium sp. NIES-65, 456 nucleotides long. Lineage: Eukaryota; Viridiplantae; Streptophyta; Zygnematophyceae; Desmidiales; Closteriaceae. The record is from the annotation of a GenBank genome assembly.
AUGCCCUAUGAGCCCCUUCCUUCACUCUUUCCCGGCACUCUUGAGGAGGAGGUGGAGGGGGAGGACGUGGUCGCACCUCCUGCUAUGCCCUAUGUCCCUGCCUCAGUCCCCACCCCACCUCCUCCUACUGUGUACCCUCGUGUGGUUCCUCCUACCCCUCCUCCUCCUCCUCCUCCUCCUCCUCCUCCUCCUCCUCCUCCUCCUCCUCCUCCUCCUCCUCCUCCUGUUAUUCCCUCUCCCCUUCUACCCUCCAUCCCUCCUGGCCCUGCUCCAUCCUCCUCUUCAUCUUCCACGACGCCGCCCGUUGGUGGUGCCGCCGUCUAUGGUGAGCAGCAGAUAGGGGAGCAGCAGAUAGGGGAGCAGCAGAUAGGGGAGCAGCAGAUAGGGGAGCAGCAGAUUGGGGACCAGCAGAUGUUGGAUCAACAGCCAGGGGAGCAGCAGACAGGGGAGCCGUAG